AUGAACAGACAAAUGAUGCAGCUUUCAAAUCAGCUACAUAAAGCAAUAUUUCCACCACUAGAGAAAAGCGCACGGAAUCUAGAAGAGUCGUCGGCUAUAGAUAUCGGAGUCGAGGUGGGCAGUGAGCCUGCUGCUGACACUCGGCCUGUCAAACGGAAAGACCGAUCGCAACUGGAAAAUGGAAAUAAAAGGAGAAAAAAGGAAGCACGAACAACCUCAUUGACUCCCUCCCAGAACAACGUAGAACAACAUUCUAACAAUAAAAUGGUCACCGGAUGGCAACUGGGAAACUUUUCCAAGGAGGUAAUGGACGCCUACACAAUAAGCGACCAAUGUGCACUGUUUUUGGAAGUGACCACCAGUUUCAGCUCUAGAUGGAGGCAGACAAGAACAAAUGCCGUGUUACAGGAUGCUUGGAACACACAUCGAUGA
Molecule: messenger RNA, 432 nt
Organism: Helobdella robusta
Lineage: Eukaryota; Metazoa; Annelida; Clitellata; Rhynchobdellida; Glossiphoniidae
Exons: 3
Coding region: 1-432 (143 amino acids)
Source: RefSeq, a predicted model, not a curated record